AUGGACGGAUCCUCCAGCGCCGAUUCCCAGGGGAUCGUGGACGGUCCCCCACCUCCAUCGCAGCUGGCAAUGAGUGAAGGAGGGCCCUCGAAUGUCGGCAUCGACAACUCCCACAACUCAGACAACCCAGAUCACCCAGGCUUUAUCUUAGUUCACCUGACCAAGCUGGUCAGCGAAGAAUCACCCGAAGCGAGGAUAAUUUUUCUCUACGAACUGCAGCUCAAGACUCGCUGUGUGAACAUCUAUCAGUUCAGCAACCCGACAGGCAGGGACGUCCGCAUAGCCGAGGCCAAUCGAUUCAGUUUGCCUCUAUAUGUCGUCACUGAUGCCUUGAAGGGAGUCCCAGUCGUGGCAGAAGGCCCAGCCUAG
Colletotrichum higginsianum IMI 349063 is the source of this 369-nucleotide messenger RNA. RefSeq lists its product as uncharacterized. Lineage: Eukaryota; Fungi; Ascomycota; Sordariomycetes; Glomerellales; Glomerellaceae. The coding region runs from base 1 to 369 and encodes 122 amino acids. The record is from RefSeq and is a predicted model, not a curated record. The transcript has 2 exons.